AUGCGGCGGAUAGCUUGUGUGAGGUUAAACGUAGGUUUAUGCCGAUAUCUUGCACAUGACGCGGCAAGCGGCGUAGCCCCGCCGUCGAACGGUGUGAAGGAUCAGCAUGCUGUUGGAAGAGGCGUUGUCCUACCGGCGGUUAGAGCCGCGAUGUGUGUGGCUCGUCCUUGCCCGAUGUUUGCUGCUACAAUAACAAGCAAUGAGAUUCCCCAUUAUGACGAUCCGUGUGUAGUUUGGCGUGAAUAUUUUUCAUUGCAGUACCGUAAGCCGUACUACCAUCAUCUUGUAACCAAUGUAACAACGUUCGAAGUCCCUGAGGGGUUCACGACCCGCUUCCCAACGUAUCACCGACGCCAAAAACUUUUCGUUGACGAAGCGAAUCGUGUUUUUAGAAACAGUGGUUCCCUAGGUGUGAAGACCAACGGAAUAGUAGGGAAUACGGAUGGCUUCGGUUCAUCCUCGUCCUCGUGUAGCGGUUUUCCACCGGACGUUAAUCCUCCUCCGCCAUCGGGGCCGUCGCCGCACGGGGUUUCUGGUUUAAAACAUAAACUGGCCGCUUACGGCGCGGGUGGUUUGCUCCUUUACCUCAUCGUUCACAACAUUUUAUUGGCUAUUAUUUUCUUUACCUUGUACUUUCUUCACAUCGACGUUGUUGCUUACGCUCGGUCGUACGGGUUCAAAGUUGGAAAAGAGGACGGUACUUCCGAGGCACCAUCUACAGAUGUGGAUAGCGGCAACGGGAAGGGAGAGAAGAAAUAUCCCUCAUUUUGGACUGCUUUGGCUCUUUCAAUUCUACUGAACAAGCUUCUUGUGCCUUUGGAGGUGGCUGUCACCGUGGUGCUGGCCCCACGUCUUGUUCCACGGUUGCAACCGAUCGCCGCGAGAGUCAUUCCGCGCGUGAAAUCUAUUAUUGCAGGUUGUAAGGCGGGAAAGUAA
This is a messenger RNA of Trypanosoma brucei brucei TREU927, 936 nucleotides long. RefSeq lists its product as hypothetical. Gene Ontology annotation, molecular function: protein binding. NCBI's taxonomy places the organism in Eukaryota, Euglenozoa, Kinetoplastea, Trypanosomatida, Trypanosomatidae. The record is from RefSeq and is a predicted model, not a curated record. The transcript has a single exon. Gene Ontology annotation, cellular component: mitochondrion. Bases 1 to 936 code for a protein of 311 amino acids.